This is a messenger RNA of Austrofundulus limnaeus, 1938 nucleotides long. It is a transcript of the gene dcakd, whose product is annotated as dephospho-CoA kinase domain containing. The transcript is spliced from 5 exons. The record is from RefSeq and is a predicted model, not a curated record. Gene Ontology annotation, molecular function: dephospho-CoA kinase activity; ATP binding. Lineage: Eukaryota; Metazoa; Chordata; Actinopteri; Cyprinodontiformes; Rivulidae. Gene Ontology annotation, biological process: coenzyme A biosynthetic process. The coding region runs from base 296 to 985 and encodes 229 amino acids.
AAGCUACGAAGCUAGGUUGUUAGCACAAAACGGAGUGCAGCUUAAGAGUUGCACACAGAGGCAAUUUAUUGCAAGGCUGCCUCCAAACAGUUUAUAUCUUCUGCUGUCUUUACUGUAGCUUCUUUAAAAAUGGCGGCGGUGUCGUUUAACCGGUUGUUCGAGGUCGUUUCCACUUGAAUCAACUCCUGUGCUAAAGUUAGCCUGUUAGCAUUGGCUUGGUUUUUGCAACUGUGAGCCUGCAGGGAUUUCUCCUGAGCUUCAGCUGUUUGAAGGAAUCUGAAGGAGUCCAAAAGAGAUGUACCUGGUGGGACUUACAGGAGGCAUUUCCUCAGGAAAAAGCACUGUGUCUUCAAUGCUGCGGGAGCUCGGCUGCCCCAUAAUUGAUGCUGAUGUCGUGGCAAGAAAAGUCGUGGARCCGUACACCCCUGCCUAUUCCCGCAUCAUCUACCAUUUUGGGCUCGAGAUUCUUCUGGAGAACGGGGAGAUCGACAGGCAGAAGCUGGGUCAAAUCAUCUUCGCCGACGAGGAGAAGAGGAGGCUGCUGAACUCCAUCACCCACCCAGAGAUUCACAAAGCAAUGCUCAAAGAGAUCCUAUUCUACUUCCUUAAAGGGUACCGCUAUGUGGUCUUGGACGUGCCCCUCCUCUUUGAGACUAGACGACUCACUAAGUUUCUGAACCACACUGUGGUAGUUUACUGCGACCCUGCCACUCAGCUGCAGCGCCUGAUGCAGAGGGACGGCCUGAACCAGGAGCAGGCCGAGCAGCGUGUGGCYGCUCAGAUGCCACUUAACGAAAAGCGCGGCCUGGCCAGUCAUGUCAUCGAGAACUCGGGGAGCCGGGAGGACACCCAUCGGCAGGUUUUGAGGCUGCACACGAAGCUGGAGGACUCCAUGGACUUCCUUUUAGUGAGGGUCAUCGCCAUCGCUGCCACCGCCGGUCUGGGUGGGAUACUUCUCUACGCCGCCAAGCUCCUCUUGUCCUAACAGAGCUGUUGGAACGAGGGUUCAACAUAAGAUGAGCUCAGAUGGGAGACUGUGAGUAGAGUCAGAAAAAAAAAAGUCAGGUCGAUGGCACUGAUGCAAUUUACUGUGAAAUUACUUUCACAGCACCUAGCACUACAGCGCAGCGGUGUGGCAUUUUAUGUUGACAGUUUAACACACAGCUUAGGAAACUCACUGACAAAUGAGGUUUAGUGUGAAGGGUUUUUAUGUGCAAUGUUGUCUUUAUUUUCCUCAAAGACACGAAACAAUGAAGGCAACAGAGUAGAAACUCAGUUGCUGAACAAACUUACUCAUGGAAGUAACUUGUUCAAAAGAUGCGACUAAAUUUUUAUUUGAUGCAAUAUGACCGAGCAAAACGGUCAAUUCUAUUAGUAAAAUGGAUUUCAUUCUGCUUUUUAAAACAUGUUUUUUGGUUCUAAUGAGGCCACAGCAGCUUUAAAGAUGCAGAAAUUCCCCCUUUUUAAUUUUUUCUCAUUUAUUUUGCACAAGCUCACAUUUUUUAACAACAUUUGAAAAUUGUAGUGCUUCUUAAACUCAAAUGAAAAACCUAAGAAAGUUAUGUAUUUAUUGUAAUGUGAAGAUGUAUGACAGAAUGUAUUAGACAAUCCGUUUUUACUGGGAACAGUAGGAAGAACUGAUUUCAUAUUUAUCACUGUAUUUUCUUACCUUCGAGGCCGUGUCUGUAAAAAGUCUAAUUUUAGUUUUUUUUUUCUUUGCACACUUGUAACUAAAACGUUUGUAACCAGAUAUGUUUAAAUUAAAUAUAAUACACCAGAGCACUGUUUUAAAGUAACAACAGCAUGAUGUGUUCAUUUAUCUGGGAGUUUAUUUGUGAUUUAGUGUCUUGUUUCUUUUAUAGGCCUGAACUACAACCCCAUUCCAAUGAAGUUGUGUAAAACCUAAAUGAAAACAUAAUACAAUGAUUUUCAAAUCUU